This is a messenger RNA of Chironomus riparius, 2044 nucleotides long. Lineage: Eukaryota; Metazoa; Arthropoda; Insecta; Diptera; Chironomidae. The record is from the annotation of a GenBank genome assembly.
UUUUUGACAUAUUAGUAUAACCACACAUGUUUGUUUACAAACAAAAAAAAAUAUUUUACAGAAAAUAUUAAUUAAGUCAUGUCAGUUCACUUGAGGAAGUUUAUUAGCUCUAAAAUUAAUGAGUUAAAACCUGGAGGCUACAAAAAUAUUAAUGGAUUAUUACAAAUUAGACAUAAUAAAGACAAUUUUGAACUGAAAUUACCAAUCAAAGCAGUUUAUGGAGCAACACAAUUGAUAGAACAACUGACAAUCUUAAGAAAUGAUGAGAUCCAGGAUGUUAAAGUUGAUUCUUCAGAAAUUUCCUUCCUAUUGAACAAUUUAUCUAUUAAAAAUACAUUUAAAAAUCCAACGAAAGUGCUAUUGACUGAUGAUCAAAAGAAAUAUAUAGUAGAAUACAGUUCACCAAACAUUGCAAAACCAUUUCAUAUGGGUCAUUUAAGAAGCACCAUAAUUGGAAAUUUUCUAUCGAAUCUUUUAAAGAGAAUCGACCACAAAGUAAUUCAGAUGAACUAUCUAGGUGAUUAUGGAACACAGUUUGGCUUUCUGAAAGUAGGAAUUGAUAUGGAAAAAUUAACUGAUGAAGAAAUAAUGAAAAAUCCACUUCAGAAUCUAUUAAAAGUGUAUGUUGCUGCAAAUUCCUCCAAAGAUCCAGAAGUAGCUGAAAAGGCUAGACGAAUUUUUGAGAUAAUGGAACUGAAAAAUGAUGAUGAAAUCAUGGAACAGUGGAGAAAAAUUAAGCAAUAUACAUUAGAGGAAUUAAAAGUGAUUUAUGAACGAUUAAAUAUAAAAUAUGAUGUGUAUGAGUUUGAAUCGAUGUAUAGACGUAAAGACAUUGAAGACGUUAUUAAAUUACUGACUGAAAAGAAUAUUCUUGAAAAAGAUCAAGAAGGAAAAAUGAUUGUAAGAAUUGGAGAACGUAGUGUUCCAUUUAUAAAAAGCGAUAGUACGACACUGUACUUGACUAGAGAUGUUGCUGCAUUUUUGAGUAGGAGAAAAAAAUAUAGAAUAGAUAAAACUUUUUAUGUAGUCGAUAAUGGUCAGAAUGAUCAUUUCACAGCAUUUAAAAAUGUUGUGAAUCAAAUGGGUUUGAAUGGCGAUGAAUAUAUUCAGCAUAUAAAGUUUGGGCGUAUUCGAGGUAUGAGUACGAGAAAAGGAAAUGUCGUGUUCCUUAAAGACAUUCUUGAUGAAGCAAAAGAUUUGAUGUUUAAAAAGCAACAGGAAUCAAAAACAACGAAAGUAGAUUUAUCAAAAUGUGGUGAAGGAAUUGCCGAUAUUUUGGGAACAUCAGCAAUUGUAGUGAAUGAUUUAAGGCAAAAAAGACAACGUGACUAUGAAUUUAAUUGGAAUAAAAUUUUGCAGCUUAGCGGUGACUCUGGUGUUAAAUUUCAGUAUACACAUUGCCGUUUAUACAGUUUAGAGCGAGAAAAUAGCAACAUAAAUGAAGGAGAGGAACUAAAUCUUGAACUGAUUAAAGAACUAGAAGCACAAGAGCUUGUUUACUUAAUACUUAAAUACCAAGAGAUAAUUUAUCAUUCGCAUAAUGAAUUAGAGUCAUGUGUUCUCGUGAAAUAUCUAUUUGACUUGUGUAAUUCAGCUAGUCGAGCUUUCAAAACAUUACAUGUAAAAAAUUGUGAAUGUAAAGCUACAGCAUCACAACGAUUGUUGCUUUUUAAUACGACACGAAAAGUAUUAAAAGAUGGUUUAGAUAUUUUAGGAUUAAAAGUCUUGAAUGAAAUGUAAUACACGAUCAAAAACUUGCUCAUUACCUGUAGUUUGUGAUGCAUGGAUGGUUUUACGCGCAUCUUCUAAGACCAAUUUUAAUCCUUCUGGAUUAAAUUAAAACAUCAAUUUUAAUCCCAAGAUUUAUCUUUUCCCCAGGUUUAAAAAUAAAUCGAAAACAAAACCCAAAAUGAAAGUUAUGAUGCAUCGCUGUCGAAAAGAUGCUCGUAGAAAAUUUUAUGCUUCAAGACUAUAAUAAUGAUGAUAUGAAGGUUUUUAUAUUAAAACUCAAACUAAAAUUUGAAACUGUUUGUUUCACGAUGUU